This is a messenger RNA of Suillus subalutaceus, 1459 nucleotides long. RefSeq lists its product as uncharacterized. Gene Ontology annotation, cellular component: ubiquitin ligase complex; cytoplasm. The transcript has 6 exons. Gene Ontology annotation, biological process: positive regulation of proteasomal ubiquitin-dependent protein catabolic process; protein polyubiquitination; ubiquitin-dependent protein catabolic process. Lineage: Eukaryota; Fungi; Basidiomycota; Agaricomycetes; Boletales; Suillaceae. The record is from RefSeq and is a predicted model, not a curated record. Gene Ontology annotation, molecular function: ubiquitin conjugating enzyme binding; zinc ion binding; ubiquitin protein ligase activity. Bases 50 to 1438 code for a protein of 462 amino acids.
CUCAAAGACACCGUCAGGAUAGACAGGUUUUGUUUCCGCGGCGCACUUGAUGCUCGUGUCGACUCAGGAAUUUCGUGGCUCGCCAGACAUCAUGAUGGGAGAGUAUAACGUAGACCACUUGGGGACUGCUAUGCUGCACCAGUUAGGAGCCGAUGAAGUUCCCCCUUUCUUUUCAGCCAUUAUGAACACUCGUUUCAGCGUGCCAGAUAUCGAGGCAGAGGCCCUCGUUCUGGCGCUAUCUCUGUUGGAUAUCGAAGAAGUCGAAGGAUCGCGCAAAGGAAAGUUACGGGAGGACGCCUGCUUGACGGACGAAGAAAUUGCAUUCAACUUUCAGGCAGAAAAUUUGAAGGCGUCCUUGGCCGAACUUCGAGACCGCAGAUUUGCACUAAGCCUUGAUGAAGCGCUUCAAACCGACACUGCAGCUCUCAGUGCCUUGUCUCUCAUCAACCAAGGGGAACAAGAUGAUCAUCUUUUUGCUCUUGCUCUUGAAAGAGGCGCCGAUAAGUACUUGAAUGGUCUGGAUUUCUGUCUGAGUUUGGCUCCACUAUGUCCAACACAAUUUUCAAUUCACUACCUCGGCCUCAUAUUACUUUGUCCCAGGGUGGAAUGUAUCAUAUGUGGCGAUCCUGUCAGACGUUCGCAAGUAUUCAAUGCUCCGUGCUCUCAUUUUUAUUGUCGAGGUUGCCUUGUAAACCUUGUCGAAGCAUCUACCAGGGACGAGACACUUUACCCCGUGCGGUGCUGCCAGAAGCCUCUCCCCGUUGCGAACUUCCUUCCGUUGCUUCCAUCGGAUUUGCGAUCCCAUUUCCAGGACAAAUCUGCGGAGUUCGCAACUCCACCGACUUCACGGAUCUACUGUCCCAAUCAGACUUGCUCCAAGUUUUUGGGAUCAUCUUCUGGCCGCAGGUCUGAGAUCGAAUGCAGUUGUGGGACACGUGUGUGUUCCGCAUGCAGGAAUCGAGCCCACUUAUACGAAGAUUGUGCUGAAAACGCUCAGACGUCAGCGAUCAAGUCCCUUGCGUCUCAAAUGGGAUGGCAGACCUGUCCGGGUUGCCACGCUAUCGUGGAACUCUGGCAGGGGUGUUACCACAUGACCUGCCGGUGCUCGACGCAGUUUUGUUACUUGUGCGCAGCACUGUGGAAAACUUGCGACUGCCGGCAAUGGGACGAUCAACGCUUGUUAGAUGACGCCGAACGACGUGUGUACAAUGAAUUCGGGGCUCGGGAGGCAGCUGCGCGCCCUGAAAUUUUUGUGGACCGUGUUUACCAGAGGAUGGCAGCGUUGCAGGAAAAUCAUGAGUGCGCUGUGCACCGAUGGGUGUACAGGAGUGGCGGCGGACGUUGUGAAGAAUGUCAUGAUGAUUUAAGGAAUUAUCUGAUGCGUUGCAGAGAUUGCCAAGCCUUGGUAUGUAGGCGAUGUUCAGUGAAUCGUCUUUGAGAAUAGCAAUAUUAGUAUGAG